This is a messenger RNA of Pieris rapae (cabbage white), 4892 nucleotides long. It is a transcript of the gene Khc, whose product is annotated as kinesin heavy chain. Gene Ontology annotation, biological process: microtubule-based movement. The transcript has 19 exons. The coding region runs from base 186 to 3077 and encodes 963 amino acids. Lineage: Eukaryota; Metazoa; Arthropoda; Insecta; Lepidoptera; Pieridae. The record is from RefSeq and is a predicted model, not a curated record. Gene Ontology annotation, molecular function: ATP binding; microtubule binding; microtubule motor activity.
ACGUUGAUCUCGGGCCUUUCUUGUUCAGAGAAUAUGGCCGACAUUUUGAUACUGCUGUCAUGAAGAUAUCCCAGUGACAAAUUUUAACUUUGUAGUUCUUCAUGCACGGUUUUAUGUUCCAGUUUAUAUUUUAUUUUUUGUAAUUUCAUAGACGAUUUUUAGUGUAAGCUUAAUAAUUGUUAAAUAUGGCAGCAGACCGCGAAAUAGCUGCUGAAGACAGCAUUAGAGUCGUAUGCCGAUUUCGGCCACUCAACGACUCCGAAGAAAAAGCUGGUUCAAAAUUUAUUGUGAAAUUUCCUUCAGGACCUGACGAUAAUUGCAUUUCUAUAGGGGGUAAAGUAUAUCUGUUUGACAAAGUAUUUAAGCCCAAUGCAACACAAGAGAAAGUCUAUAAUGAAGCUGCAAAAAGCAUUGUAUCAGAUGUUCUUGCUGGAUACAAUGGUACCAUAUUUGCAUAUGGUCAGACCAGCUCUGGAAAAACACAUACAAUGGAGGGUGUCAUAGGAGACCCAGGUAAACAGGGUAUCAUUCCAAGGAUAGUCAAUGACAUUUUCAAUCAUAUUUAUGCAAUGGAAGAAAAUCUUGAAUUCCACAUAAAAGUUUCAUAUUUUGAAAUCUAUAUGGACAAAAUCAGAGACUUAUUAGACGUUUCAAAGGUAAACUUAAGUGUGCACGAAGAUAAGAAUAGAGUUCCAUUUGUAAAAGGUGCUACUGAACGAUUUGUUUCAAGUCCAGAAGAAGUGUUUGAAGUUAUAGAGGAAGGCAAAUCUAAUAGACAUAUUGCUGUUACAAAUAUGAAUGAACAUUCAUCUAGAUCUCAUUCAGUGUUCCUGAUUAAUGUGAAACAAGAAAAUUUAGAAAAUCAAAAGAAAUUGUCAGGAAAACUAUAUCUUGUGGACUUGGCUGGUUCAGAAAAGGUGUCUAAAACUGGUGCUGAAGGUACGGUACUUGAUGAAGCAAAGAAUAUUAAUAAAUCUCUGUCAGCCUUGGGUAAUGUCAUUUCGGCUCUAGCUGAUGGUAAUAAGUCCCACAUUCCCUACAGAGAUUCAAAACUGACACGUAUCUUGCAAGAAUCUCUUGGAGGUAAUGCUCGUACAACCAUUGUCAUUUGUUGCUCUCCGGCAUCAUUCAACGAAAGUGAAACUAAAAGUACUCUGGACUUUGGUAAAAGGGCAAAAACCGUCAAGAAUGUUGUUUGUGUCAAUGAAGAACUCACAGCUGAGGAAUGGAAACGUCGCUAUGAAAGGGAGAAGGAGAAAGUUGGUCGGCUUAAAGGAAAGGUUGAGAAACUGGAGGCUGAAAUCAGCAGAUGGAGAUCUGGUGAAACAGUGCGCCCUGAAGAGCAGGUCAAUCUGGUUGAAAUUGAUGCUGCAACCCCAGUUACAUCCUUCAUUGAAGAGAAACCUCUUGUGCCUCCAGUGCCAGUAGCUGUAGCCAGUGUUGUGGAAGAUGCAGCUAUGCAGGGCAAGCUUGAAGCUCUGUAUCAACAACUGGAUGACAAAGAUGAAGAAAUCAACCAGCACACACAGAUGAUUGAAAAGCUUAAGGAACAAAUCAUGGAACAAGAAGAGCUCAUCGCUUGCACAAGACGCGAUUACGAAACUCUGCAAGGAGACAUGAACCGAAGCCAACAAGAGAACGAGGCUUCCAAGGAAGAAGUGAAGGAGGUCCUUCAGGCCCUGGAAGAGCUGGCAGUGAACUACGACCAGAAGUCGCAAGAGGUAGACAGCAAGAGCCGCGAAUGUGACCAGCUUUCGGAAGAGCUACAGGCAAAACAGAGUGCCCUUGCAACCGCAACAGGUGAACUUCAGCAGCUACGCGACCUGUCUGCCCAUCAACGCAAACGCAUCGCCGAGCUUCUUACGAAUCUUCUACGAGACCUGUCGGAGAUCGGGGCCGCCGUGGGUGGUUCUGAGCUGGACUUCAAGUUGAACGUGGAUACAGUCGGAAAGCUUGAAGAGGAGUUCACGGUUGCACGUCUCCAUAUCAGCAAGAUGAAGAGUGAAGUGAAGAAUAUUGUGCAACGGUGCCAUUCACUCGAGACGGCAAAUAUUGACGCCAAUCAGAAGAUUGAAGAGUAUGAGCGGACACUGGGUGAGUGCAGACUGCUGAUUUCUCAGCACGAGGCCAGAUGCGCAUCUCUGGCUGAGUCCAUGCGGGAAGCAGAGAACAAGAAGAGACAGUUGGAGGAGGCUGCAGAUGCUUUGAGAGAAGAGUGUGCGCGUUUACAGGCGGCAGAGCGCGUCCAGCUGGCAGCGGCGGAACAACGCGCCGACACACAAGUCCGCGCUGCCCUGGAAGCUCAGUUGGAACAGCUUCGGGCUUCACAUGCGUCACAACUCGCAGCCCUUCGGGACGAGCUGGCUGCUUUGCAGAGACAGCACCAAGACCUCAAGGAUACACACCAGGAGUUGAGCCUGGCCAAGCAACAGCUCCAAGACGAUUACGAGAAGCUGAAGCGCGAGGAGACGGACAAGUCUGCCAAACUCAAAGAGCUCAUUCAAAGCGUGGAGCGUCGCGAACAAGCCCGCGCCGAUCUCAAGGGAUUGGAAGACACCGUGGCUAAGGAAUUGCAGACUUUGCACAAUCUACGGAAACUAUUCGUUCAAGACUUGCAGGCCAGGAUAAAGAAAUCCACAAACUCAGAGGAAGGCGCGGAGGAAGAGGGAGGCUCCUUGGCUCAGAAACAGAAGAUCUCGUUCUUGGAGAACAACCUGGAGCAACUCACCAAGGUGCACAAACAGUUGGUGCGCGACAACGCCGACCUGCGCUGCGAACUGCCCAAGCUGGAGAAGAGGCUCCGAGCCACCAUGGAGAGGGUCAAGGCGCUCGAGACCGCGCUCAAGGAGGCUAAAGAAGGCGCUAUGCGUGACCGUAAGAGAUACCAGUUCGAGGUGGACAGAAUCAAGGAAGCCGUACGUGCCAAGAACCUCGCGCGAAGGGGCGUGCAAGCACAAAUUGCCAAACCCAUCCGCGCUGGUGGCGGCCAUUUGCCGGGCGGAGGCGCGGUGCGACCUGCGCCUGCGCAGGACAUUAAACGGAAGUCCAUCAUUGUUGGAGCUAGAGAUGAAAGUUGAAGAGGUAGCUGUUACAUCAUAGAGAAUCUUAAGUGAAAAUUCAUAGAUGUAUUUUUAAAUAACGCGGCAAAAUCGUUCUUGAAAAAAAAAACAAUUAUUCUACUAUUUAUCAAAAGCCUAAUAUGUAAGUUACACAGCAAAAAUAACAAUAUAGUAGUAACUAAGGCUUAACAUUUGACCUCUUUAAUCCUAAUGUUAAGAAUGCACAUGUUUAGGGAGAUAGGCUUAUGCAAGUUUUUCUGGCGAUUUCAACACAAUAUUCAACUUUCCAUUGGUUUUUAAACGAACGAGUAUUAUUUAGUACCAAUUGACGCCUUGAAUCUCCCGAGGAAGUAAUGUUGCGGCCGGUCAGUACAAAUCGGUUUACCACGAAGCGGCCGGCGUCUAAUAUUCCUUCCUUCGAGAGUUACCCGCUAUGAAUUUCGCAGGCAUACGCUGCCGCACAAAGAAAAAAUAUAAAAGUAUAAAAAAAAAUUAUGUCUGUCGUGUCAAGUGUGGUGGCAAAUGCAUUCAGAGUGCGUUCGCGUAGUUCUAGUGUAAGCUUCUUUAAAAUAUUUUUAUAUAUUGUGAUAAGCGUUAUGCCGACAUGUCAGCAUUUAUGAGUUAAUGGCGCCGGGUGAUUACGUAACGUGUACUACGCGCACGCGUAACGAUUUACAGUACCAGCGAUUUAUGAGUCGCAUCGUGCUUUAGAAAGAGAUAGUCGCUUUGUAGAGCGUCAUCUCUCACACUAUAUAUGUAUUAGGAGACAGAGACGGCUAUACGAGGCCGAAGCUAGCCGAGUAUCUCUUUCUAAAACCCGUUGCGAGUUAAAAAUGGCCGGGUACUGUACAGUUUCUUGCCCUCCCCUCCUCUAGUCAGAAAAUCAAAUCGAUUCAAACAUGAUGAACUAUAUGGACCGGUCUACGGUUGCGCGUAAGACACAUGGGCGUGUGUAUCUGGGCGACUUGCUGUGACGAGCAAGUUCUCGGCCUCGAGGUACUAUUUGCGCCGACGCACGAAUCCUUAGUGGGCGAUUUUUUUAUUCCCCAAGGGUAUACGAAAAUCACUUUCAACUAAAACCUUUCAAUUCCCAAUAUGUUAUCACCCGGGUCACCUAACUUGCGUUAUACGUUUUGGCAGAGCUGUGAUGAUUUGUAGUUUCCCGUUUCGAUGCUAACUGUAUUCUAAAGCUUUUGUUUUUAGUAGGAAUUCACAGAUUCACUUUAAUAUUGGCGAUAUCUUAUCGAUUCAAACUGGGUUGCGCCUGCGAUUCGGUUGACGUUCUCUAUUUGCUUUUAAUUAGCUUCGUAGAUCUGUAACUAAUGUAAGUACUUAUGAAAUAUGGAAGGGAGUUGUGGAACCGACCUCGACUUGGUCAGUUAACCAAAGAUAAAUCACAAACUCAUCGAGAUUACCAACUGAAAUUACUUUGCGGUUCUGGAGCUCCUCAGCGUGUUGCAAUACAUAUUAUUUAGGUGUAAAGUAGUAAAUUAUUUCUUUACUUAGUUAUUUAUUACAUUCUCGUCUUUAUUUACUUUUGAGAGACGCUUUUUACGUAUUUACAAGGUUUUUUUAAUCAUGAUCGCGUAUGUUCGCCGGAACUGUCAGCUCGGGAGGCGUAUGUCUGUUUCUUAAGUGAAUGUAUGGAAGAGGCUUUCUCGGUUUCCGAUCGCCGAAGCAUUGACAGCUCAAAGGGCCGACCCCUGACCCAGGCUUGCCUUUGCAACAAGUGAUUUAGUUUAAUCAGCAUCUUUUGUAUGAUGUAUAUGAUAGGGAAAUUCUCAGGACGAGUGUUUUCUUUAUUAUGAAAAUAAAAAUAUGACUUUAAUUUGC